Molecule: messenger RNA, 438 nt
Organism: Crotalus tigris (Tiger rattlesnake)
Lineage: Eukaryota; Metazoa; Chordata; Lepidosauria; Squamata; Viperidae
Product: maestro heat-like repeat-containing protein family member 2B
Exons: 5
Coding region: 1-438 (145 amino acids)
Cellular component (GO): cytoplasm
Source: RefSeq, a predicted model, not a curated record
AUGGACCUUGUUAACCUGGGUGACAUCCAAGCUGAGAUUUAUGAUUACAUCUACUCCUAUCUGGAAUGCCUGCAGAAUGCUGAGCAAGCUGCUCAAGACAUCAGCAUGAUGGUUGGGAAAGUUAAUGUCAAGUUGGCCAUCAAUAUUUUGGCCCAAGAGAUGGUAAAUGAGGAAGUGCCUCUGAAAAUCAGUGUCCAAGCCAGCAUGAUCCUUCUAGCUCUGGCCAACUCUCAUUUCAAUGACGUCAUGUACGAACUUCAAAGGAAUAUGAAGACUGGGAUGCUCCCGCACCACAUGGUAUUGACCACUCUGGGAAACCUGGCAUCUCACUAUGCACUUAAGUGUGUCCCAUUUUUGUCUUUAACUUUUGUGUAUAUAAGAAUGAUUCUAAGGAUGCCCAUGAUAAGCCAUAUGAAGGAAGCGGUGUGUUACGGUUAA